Messenger RNA from Orycteropus afer afer, 321 nucleotides. It is a transcript of the gene MRPS33, whose product is annotated as mitochondrial ribosomal protein S33. The record is from RefSeq and is a predicted model, not a curated record. Bases 1 to 321 code for a protein of 106 amino acids. Lineage: Eukaryota; Metazoa; Chordata; Mammalia; Tubulidentata; Orycteropodidae. Gene Ontology annotation, cellular component: mitochondrion. The transcript is spliced from 2 exons.
AUGUCUUCGCUUUCAGAAUACGCUUUGCGCAUGGGUCGGCUGAGUGCCCGGCUGUUUGGAGAAGUUGCCAGGCCUACCGACUCCAAGUCCAUGAAAGUCGUGAAGCUGUUCAGUGAGCAGCCCCUGGCCAAGAGGAAAGAGACCUAUGACUGGUACCCAAAUCACAACACGUACUUUGCGCUCAUGGGGACGCUGCGUUAUCUUGGUCUCUACAGAGACGAGCAUCAGGAUUUUAAGGACGAGCAGUUGCGUCUAAAGAAGCUCCGUGGAAAGGGGAAACCGAGGAAGGGAGAAGGCAAACGAGCGGCCAAGAGGAAGUAG